CACUGGUUGUCUAUUCCUCGUAUCUUCAAGCUCUCAGUUCUUUGUGAUACUCUUUUCCCUCCUGCGUAUUGCUCCAGCAUUGUUCUCUCGGCAUCUGCUUCAUGCCACAGACCAAACUAGGCCAAAUGUCUACCUCGAACGAAGACCCUGCCCUCAUGGACAUGAGGAUUAUGAUUCAAACACGUUCCUUGGAUACAAGUCCCCCAAUACCUCUCCUCGGAGGUACCGUCCUUUCCUGAAGGCUGUCCCGGACAGGCCCUCAAGGCUUGCUAUUGAGGACGAACGUUCGUGCCUUCCUGAAAUCGCAGGAGGUGAAAGCCACCAGGCUGCGUACCCGAGUAACAGCAAGAGAAUAGCUGAGAUUGGAAGCUCGAAACUAUCCCCUGCUACUUCGCCAAGGAAUAAUGUCGACAUGAAGAUACAGGAGCGAAAGGCGGCACUUCGGGCACAGGACAGCGCACCCUUUAGAUCACUUCCCAACCUCCACACCGCAGACCAUGACGCUACUAGGCAGCAUGAGAUCCGAGGGCAUCUAGAGCUCCGGGAGAGUCCCAGCUCGACGUCGGGUAUGCAGGUCCUGUGCGUUGUGAACGAGAAGGGCAUCAUGUCUAUCUUUGCUGGGAACGACUUCACGCGGGAAAUUGGCAUGUUCAGAUUGAGGGACACAGUUAUCAAGACAAGUGAGAAGCACGCGACAAUGUUCAUCCUCAGCACUGAGGAGGGCACGUCGAGGGAUUCUUGCGACUCGAGUAUCCACUUCUUCUGCAAGAGUGAGAGCAGGAGAGACAACUGGGUGGCAGCGCUCAACGAUGCUGGGGCAAGAAUGCGAGGCGGUUCGUUCAGGGUCAAGAAGGAAGUUCCUCCUGCUGCACCCCCCUCUGGCCCCGUGCCAGUGAAGAAGGAUCUAGGGAAGACCCAAGACGGCCCUCGAGCCCGUUCUCCUACCGUGAAGGAGUACAUGUAGACUGAUCGCCCACCCUUUCCCGUGUUCUAGUUUCCUACCUGAGUGUAUAAACAUAAGUUUGUUUUC
This is a messenger RNA of Guillardia theta CCMP2712, 1030 nucleotides long. RefSeq lists its product as hypothetical. The record is from RefSeq and is a predicted model, not a curated record. The transcript has a single exon. Lineage: Eukaryota; Cryptophyceae; Pyrenomonadales; Geminigeraceae. The annotation marks the transcript as partial.